GAAUAACCUUAAAAGGCACGCUUACGCCCAUGAUCAACAGGGAAAUUGAUACUCACGAACCCCCCCGCACCUGAAGCCCACUUACUUUUCUUUCAUCGCCAUGUCGGAGUCUGAUAUUGUUUGCACCCUCGAUACCUGCCCUAUCGAAUAUGGCUACAUCAAUUACCAGCCAAAUGUCGCAGGGAACCUCUUUUUUGUGGCUCUUUACGGCGUCCUUCUUCUCGCGCAGCUGGCGCUGGGAAUAUUCAACCGUACAUGGAGUUUCACCAUAGCAAUCAUCCCAGGCCUCAUCCUGGAAAUCCUAGGUUAUUUGGGACGAUACUUUCUUCACAACAACCCAUUUAGUUUCGAUAAUUUCCUACUUUAUCUCAUCUGUCUGACGAUAGCACCUGCCUUCUUCACCGCUGCCAUCUACCUUUGUCUCGCACGAAUCAUCAUCGUCCACGAGGGCGAGGACAUAUCCCGACUUCGUCCCCGGACAUACACUAUCAUUUUCAUCUGCUGCGACGUAAUCUCACUGAUCCUGCAAGCCGCUGGAGGGGCAGUCACGUCCAUCGCGGAUGAGAGAUCCCUGCGAGACACAGGCGUAAACGUCAUGAUAGCGGGCCUAGCAUUCCAAGUUGUGUCACUGGCCCUGUUUAUGGCUCUCUCUCUGGAAUUUGCUUAUAGCGCUUGGAGGCGCUCGCGGAGAACCGCUGCAGUUGCAGACAAGGAGGGUACAUACGCCGAUGUACGAGAAAGCUUGAAGUGGAAGUUAUUCCUUGCUGGUCUUGCGGUCGCCACGAUCACCAUCUUCGUGCGGUCGUUCUUCCGCGUUUUUGAGCUCAAGGGUGGUUUCGAUAGUCGGUUGGCGAAUGAUGAGGUGGCAUUGAUGAUACUGGAGAGCGGGAUGGUUGCCAUUGCGUGUAUCUGUCUGACAGUGCUCCACCCCGGGGUUGCGAUGGGGAGAGCUUGGGGACAAAUUAAACUGUCUACUUCUAAGCGGGAUACGUAAAUAUGGAUGAUUCUUUUUUCUUUUCUCUUUCCUUUUUUCUUCUUUUUUCUUCUUUUUUGUUUGCUUUGACAAUUUUAACGCUUAGGCAGGCGGUUGAAUAUUAUCGAAUAGCUCUAGCAAAAGGUCUCUUGUUUCUCGUUAACGAUGACCCUUUUUAUUAUGAUUAUAUGUAUAAGAUUGA
Messenger RNA from Aspergillus candidus, 1175 nucleotides. Its product is annotated as RTA1 domain-containing protein. The coding region runs from base 101 to 994 and encodes 297 amino acids. The transcript is spliced from 3 exons. The record is from RefSeq and is a predicted model, not a curated record. Lineage: Eukaryota; Fungi; Ascomycota; Eurotiomycetes; Eurotiales; Aspergillaceae. Gene Ontology annotation, cellular component: plasma membrane; fungal-type vacuole.